AUGUCAAGCGGCAAGAAGCAUCGCCUCGAAGGCGAGGUCGAUGCUAUCCAAAAGGUCAAGAAGGUCAAGACCGACGAUCCCACUGCCGCCGAGGAUGCGCCUGUGAAAGAGAAGAAGGAAAAGAAGGAGAAAAAAGAGAAGAAGGACAAGUCUGAGAAGAAGAAGGAUAAGAAGGACAAAAGGGAAAAGAAGGAUAAGAAAGAGAAGAAGGACAAGAAACACAAGGACAAGGAGCAGUCAGAGGAGCAGAAUGGUGACGAGACUGCGGCAGCCGAUGCCAUGGACGUCGAUGUCCCGGCAGAUGCCCCCGUCGACGACCAGCCCGCUGCUAAGAAGGAGAAGAAGGACAAGAAGUCCAAGGACAAGAAGGAUAAGAAAAAGGACAGGAAACCAGACGAUGAGACCACCGCAGAAUCGCCUGUCACCAAUGGCGCAUCCUCGAAGUACCAACAAACCGCCGCCCUCACGGCUGUCCCCGAAUCCGAGGUCAAGACCUUCCUCGAGGACAACCACAUUACCAUCCACGACCAAACGAAUCCAUCCACCACCCUCCGCCCAGUCCUCAAAUUCUCCCAUCUCCCCACCUCGCGCCUCCUGUCAAAGAACCCCUUCGGAACCUUCACCACUCCGACGCCCAUCCAAGCCGCUUCCUGGCCCUUCUCCCUCUCGGGCCGCGAUGUGGUCGGCAUUGCCGAGACCGGCUCAGGCAAGACGUACGCCUUCUCGCUCCUGUGUGGAAGCCCUCUUACGCACGAGUCUACCAGCACGCUGGCCUCGCUUGUGGGUCUGAAGGCAGUGUGCAUCUAUGGUGGCGCAAGUAAAGACGACCAGCGCAAUCUCCUCCGCAAGGGCGCAGACAUCAUCGUUGCCACGCCGGGCCGGUUGAAGGAUUUCCUGUCUGAUGGCACCAUAUCACUUUCCGAGGCGGCGUUCGUGGUUCUUGACGAGGCGGAUCGUAUGCUGGACAAGGGUUUCGAGGAUGACAUCAAGCUCAUUAUUGGAGGACUGGCCGAGACUUUCAUGGUCGAUCCCGUCAAGGUGAUCAUCAACAAGAACAAGCCCGGCGGCGAGACAGGCGACGGCAACGGCAACGGGACCAUUGAGCUGCAAGCGAACAGUCGGAUUGCCCAGACAGUAGAAGUCGUGGACCCAAGGGGCAAGGAGAGGCGGUUGCUGGAGAUCCUCAAGGACGCCCAGAGGGGCAAGGCGCACAACGAUCGCAUCCUGGUGUUCUGCCUCUACAAGAAGGAAACAACCCGCGUGGAGCAGUUUCUAACGAGUCGCGGCCUCAACGUCUGCGCUAUCCACGGCGACCUGAGGCAGGAGCAGCGCACGAGGAGUCUUGAGGCGUUCAAGGCGGGAACAACGACGAUCAUGUUGGCUACUGAUGUUGCUGCAAGAGGUCUUGAUAUCCCCGAGGUGAAACUCGUGGUAAACCUAACGUUCCCUUUGACCAUUGAAGACUACGUGCACCGUAUCGGCCGAACUGGACGUGCCGGUAAGGAGGGCAAGGCCAUUACGCUUUUCACAGAGCACGACAAGUCACACUCUGGUUCCUUGAUCAAUGUGCUAAAGGCCGCCGGCCAGCCUGUUCCCGAGGAGCUUAUGAAGUUUGGCACGACCGUCAAGAAGAAGCAGCACGACGCAUACGGCGCCUUCUUCAAGAACGUUGACAUGAGCAAGAAGGCGACCAAGAUCACUUUCGACUAG
Diaporthe citri is the source of this 1710-nucleotide messenger RNA. RefSeq lists its product as uncharacterized. Bases 1 to 1710 code for a protein of 569 amino acids. Gene Ontology annotation, cellular component: nucleolus. The transcript is spliced from 4 exons. Gene Ontology annotation, molecular function: RNA binding; RNA helicase activity; ATP binding. The record is from RefSeq and is a predicted model, not a curated record. NCBI's taxonomy places the organism in Eukaryota, Fungi, Ascomycota, Sordariomycetes, Diaporthales, Diaporthaceae. Gene Ontology annotation, biological process: rRNA processing.